This is a messenger RNA of Electrophorus electricus (electric eel), 4557 nucleotides long. RefSeq names its product DENN/MADD domain containing 3b (gene dennd3b). Lineage: Eukaryota; Metazoa; Chordata; Actinopteri; Gymnotiformes; Gymnotidae. Gene Ontology annotation, cellular component: cytoplasmic vesicle. The record is from RefSeq and is a predicted model, not a curated record. Gene Ontology annotation, molecular function: protein binding. Gene Ontology annotation, biological process: regulation of Rab protein signal transduction.
AGAGAAGUUGAAGUUCUUUCUAAUAUUCAUAACGUAGACGUCCAGGUAAUAGAGAUGCUAUUUCUCUCCUAAACUGCCGUCUCUGUUUCAAGUGUUUCCAUCCGGUACCCAAAAACUCGAAAGCACCAUACACCAUCAGACACAAAACGUUAUCCUCUUCAGCCAAGACCUCAGGAGUUUGGGUGUUUCCUGAAGACUGCAAACAUGCUUCUACCUUCAUACCUGCUCAAGCGCAACAGGGAUCUGUGCGCUCUGUGUGAAACUGGAAUGUGGACGGAGCACUCCCGCAGUUCAGGAAUACCGCUAUUUCUAUAGACGAAUCCCUGGGAGUGUAGAACGAUGUCCGUAUGAAAAGCGUAACGCAUGAGUCAAAAUAUAAAUCACCCAAAGGUUUAUGGGAUCUUACGUAGAAGAGAUUCUGCGCUGAGCGCCAAUGGCAGAACAUUUAGCCUCUGGGUUACUGGAAGCAUGCGUCGUUGUUGGAAUCUCAAACGACAAACUAAAAGAGGUAUAUGAGUCUCAGCAGCAGGAAACCAGCAUCCCUCCACCUCAGUUUGACCCAGAGAUCUUACAGGUCCACUCACCCCCGUUUGUGACGAAGGAGAGCCUCCGUGAGCCUGGCCUCGGAGGCUUCGGCCGGGGACAGUGCCGGCGCUCUUUCAUCAAGAAGACGAGCGACAGAUCCAUGGUGGUUCCUGGGAGCACGACGGCCAGCGAGCAACCCAAGGAGGACGUGUCCGUGCCCAAACAUCUGGACCUUGUGGCCCUGCCACAGCUCUGCUUUCCUGGAGGCCUUCAGGUAUCCAAGGAGCAGAGAGACGAUCAUUUCCACUUUUUGGUGUUCACUGAUGUCUUUGGGAACCAGACGCAUGGUGUGGUUGUUCAGUAUUACAGACUCAUACAGCUUUUCCAGGAAGGGAUGCAGUGCCGGAAUGGACAUGGGUCCAAAGCUCCCCGACUUCACAUACCCUACAGUGUGUGUGUUAUAUCCAAACAGCCCUACUACACUGCCCUAAAGGAUUGCCUGUCAUGCCUCCUGGGGCAGCUAAAAACCUGCCGCAUGGCAGACUUUGACGAGAGAGUAAAGGAGUUUGCAGCCAAGCUGUCUCUGGUGCCCGUCCCGCCCCCCGGACCGCUGCACGUGAUGUUCACCUUGCGACCCCUGACAAUAGUGCUUCCGUCCAGAGAGGAUAAAGAUCACCCUGUUGUAGACCUGGACCUGCACCUCCCAUUCCUGUGUUUCAGACCCAGAACACUGCUGCAGAUAAUGACCAGCAUCCUGACUGAGCAGCGGCUGGUGUUCUUCUCGUCAGACUGGGCCCGGCUGACCCUGGUGGCCGAGUGCUUCAUGCUGUACAUCCGACCCCUGCGCUGGCACCACCCGCUGGUCCCCGUCCUGUCCCGCCAGAUGCUGGACUUCCUCAUGGCACCCACCGCGUUCCUCAUGGGCUGCCAUCUUAGCCACUACAAAGAGGUUGCAGAGGAGACGGAUGACCUGAUUUUGAUCAAUAUUGACGAAGGGACAAUCUCCUCAGACUCUGCCAACAUACCGGAAGCUCCCUGUUCUGCUACUCAAUGUUUUAAGAGACGGAGCAGAAGCCUUCAGCUACAUUAUGAUGUGCAUACGGUGCACCAGGGCACAUGCGUGGACAUUAAUGACCUGCGUGUAAAAAGGAGAAAGUGGCAGCAGAGCAUCAACUGGGAAAUACAGAAAGUCACCCUGGAGUUCCUCGUCAAUGUCUUUAGGGAUGUCAGCGAUCACCUCAAUUAUGAGCACAGGGUUUUUAAUACCGAAGAGUUUCUUAAGACCAGAGAAUCUCAGGACCAACCAUUCUACAAAAAGGUUUUGGAGACCUACGUUUUUCACUCUUUCCUGAAAGAGCGUCUGUGCAGAAAGACAGAUGCAUUCACACGAAUGGAGCUAGACACUCGAACAGAAGCCCAGAAGAUAAAAGCUGGGGUUGAGAUCCUUCGGAGGCCCACCAUGCAGGAGCUGGCGUGGAAACACAGCUGCCCGGAAACACGCCUCAGUAAGCGGCUGGGCGCGAGCUUACCCAACCUGGGUGAGGAGAACCAGGGGAGCAGCCCUAGAAAAGCCUCAUUCACCAGGACCACGUCUGACAGCUCUCUAAACAUCCCAGCCAAGCCAGUGAGGAUUUUUAAGUUGCCUGACUUCCCUCCGCCUUUGGUGUACCAUUAUGUGCACCACUACUACACUGAGGUGACCCACCAGCUAAAAAAAGCUAUGGCCUCCCUGCCUAGUGGCGAUUCUGGUCUGUUGGCCAGAUACUACUACCUCCGUGGCCUCAUCAACACCUUGAACUCCAAGCACUUGGAGGCCCUCAGCGACUUCCAGAACCUCUACAAAACAGACAUCGAGCUGUUCCCCGGGGAGCUGGUGCAAACGCUGGUGGACUCUCUGCAGAAGGAGGAGAAGGCAGAGGCGGAGAGGCGUCCAGAGCUCAGACGCCUCCUGUGCAGGCCGAAGAGCGAUGAGAAGACCGAGGCGGGGCCGGAGGAGCACGUGAGGAAGUUCACGAUGCCCAAAGGCCCCUUGCGCUCAGAUGAGUUUGUGAAGGUCGUUCAGGAGUGCGGCAUUGUUAGAGACGUGGCAACCAUCCACAGGUUGUUCGAAGCUCUCACUGAUGGUCCACAGAAGGUGGUAGAUCCAGAGCUGUUUCGAGUGUUUUAUACGUUUUGGAAGGAGACAGAGGCUGAGGCUCAAGACGUUCACCUGCCUUCUGAAGUCAUCGACCAUCUGGAUAACGAUGAGUGUGUGUACAAGCUCUCCAGCUCUGUCAGGACAAAUCACGGUGUGGGAAAGAUUGCAAUGACGCAGAAGAGGCUCUUCCUACUGACAGACGGGAGGCCAGGAUAUGUUGAAAUCACCAAAUUCAGAGACAUCGAGGACAUAAAGAUCUCUGCCUCGCCCAUCCUCUUGCUGCGGGUUCCCUCCCUCAAGAUCAAGAGCACCCUGAGAAAGGAGGUUUUUGAGGCUAAUCUGAAGACUGAGUGUGACCUCUGGAGUUUAAUGGCCAAGGAGAUGUGGGCAGGCAGGAGAAUGGCCGAUGACCAUAAGGAUCCGCAGCACGUGCACCAGGCCCUGACUAACGUCCUGCUCAUGGACGCUGUGGUGGGCUGUCUGCAGUCGCCCAAGGCCGCGCUGGCCGCCUCCACCCUGGCCUACUACGAUAAGAUGAAGAGGGAGGUGCCUGUAACCGUGCCUAAAUCUACAGUGGAGACCCUGAAACACAGGAUAAAUCCGUCUCUGUGCAUGGUCACUCCACAGGCCGUGGAUGUCCUGCUGUACACCCCAGGCCAGCUGACCUUCUCCGACGGUGACCAGGCCGAGACUCCAAAGCUUUGGUGUGGUCUUAGCAGCGGUACGGUUGUGGUGUUCGACGCUGCUACGUGGUCCAUGCAACACAACUGCAUCCAAGUGGGAACUAAGCAACUGAAUUGCAUGCUGGGAUUAGACCAGGAGCAGGUGUGGAUCGGCUCUCAGGACUCUGUGAUUUACAUCAUCAACACCCGCAGCAUGUCGUGCCACAAGCAGCUGACCGAGCACCGGGCUGAGGUCACGGCCUUUGCCCUGGAGGAGAGAAGCCUCAGACCUAGCCACACUCAGCUGUACUCCUGUAGUGCUGAUGGAUCUGUCAUUGUUUGGGAUGUUCUCACUCUGAAGGUGAAGAAACAGUUUCAUUUGGAUUGUGAAGGACUGAAGUUCAUUGAGCUUUACAAUGGAACAUUAUGGUGUGGUGGUAAGGACUGCAUGGUGGAGCUGAGGAAACACGGCGUGAUCCAGCGUAAGAUCUCCCUCCCUGGGGCUGCAGUGAGCACAGCCUCUACAUUCAGCAGCUUCUUGCUCUUAGCAGAGAGAGGAGAGCUUUGGAUCAGCUCGGCCGAUUCAGGGGAGCUGUGGGUGCGGCCUUUAACGGGUGAGGCUGGGCCGUGUGACAGGGUCACACUCCCCGGAUGUUCAGGCGUCACCUGCAUGAUCAGGGUCAAGAACCAGGUCUGGGUGGGCGGCCAUGCCGGGGGUCCCGGGCCAAGCGGCUACGGCGGGAAGAUCUUCGUGUUGGACUCGGAGAGGCGGAGCUCGCAGAAGGAACUGCAGGCUCACGCGGACAGCGUCCGGGCUCUCUGCUCCGCCGAAGACCGCUACGUACUUAGCGGCUCUGCUAAGCGCGAUGGCAAAAUAGCCAUCUGGAAAGUAGAGUAGUGAGGGAGGCCUUGCAUUUAGACAUUUAACAACAUUUAACCAUAGUUUCCGGCUGAGGAGUCAGAAGCAUGUUUAUAACUGUAAUAGUUUCAGAAAUGAGAAACAAAGGUGGGCUAAUCGCUAAAGUAAUGCAGGGUGAUGGGAAAAUGUAAUCUCACACGGGUAACAGCUUUCUGAAGACAUAGAAUUAUAUAGAAUAUUCAUAUAGAAUGUGAAAAUUGUAGAUUUCUGUAACAAGGACAUUUAGUCAGCAAAUCAAGUUAAACAUCUCCACUCUGUGCUGAUAAUGAUAUCUAAAUACUUGGUAAAAAAUAAACAAUUUGCAUUGAACUUCA